This is a messenger RNA of Durusdinium trenchii, 741 nucleotides long. NCBI's taxonomy places the organism in Eukaryota, Dinophyceae, Suessiales, Symbiodiniaceae. The record is from the annotation of a GenBank genome assembly.
AUGGUGCAGCUGGUGGGCGCAACUGUUCGAGUUGUCGACACUGGACCGCUGACCAUUGACGAGCUCGCUGGAAAUGUAGCGACCAAGAACGAUCGGAUCAGUAUUGCUUUGGUCAAGAUCGCCGAGCCAACCAGUGAGCCCUGGCUUACUUUACACUAUGAUGAAUGGAUGUGCGUGUUGAAGGGUCGAAUGGUAUUGCUUCAUGGUGAAGGCAGUCUGGAGGUGCGUGCCGGCCAGACGGUCUUCAUUGCGAAAGGAGAGCGCUUCAGACCCACCUUUCCCGAUGGGGACACGGAGUACGUGCCCGUUUGUCUUCCGGCAUUCCGACCUGAUCGUUGCAUUCGGGAGGAGACUGAGAGCGAUGUGAGCACAAAGCUGCAGGAGCUCCAUGGUGAAGCGGGCACAGGCAGCUCGGGUGGAUAUUUGAGUGCCAAUGAAGACCCAUCGCCCGAAGUGAUGUAUCAUAUGUGCCAAGCGUCCCUCUGGGAGGAAGCGCAGAAAUCCGGAGCGGCUUACUUUCCGCCGACCUUUGACAAGGAUGGCUUCACCCAUGCUACCGCUGUGCCAUCGAGACUGCUGGAUGUAGCGAACCAUUUCUACCAGGAUGUGCCUGGUGAUUGGAUUUGCCUUCGCUUCAGGCGCUCUGCCUUGCUCCGUUUGGGCAUCAUCACUCGAGAUGAGCAGGAUCGCUCGAUCAAUCGCGUUGUCAACCGCAAUGGCGUCCGCAGAUCGACCAGUUGA